Molecule: messenger RNA, 2985 nt
Organism: Mobula hypostoma (lesser devil ray)
Lineage: Eukaryota; Metazoa; Chordata; Chondrichthyes; Myliobatiformes; Myliobatidae
Gene: tbx20
Product: T-box transcription factor 20
Exons: 8
Coding region: 152-1483 (443 amino acids)
Biological process (GO): positive regulation of DNA-templated transcription; cell fate specification; regulation of transcription by RNA polymerase II
Cellular component (GO): nucleus
Molecular function (GO): DNA-binding transcription factor activity, RNA polymerase II-specific; RNA polymerase II cis-regulatory region sequence-specific DNA binding
Source: RefSeq, a predicted model, not a curated record
GCAGGCAGACGGGAGGAGCUCGGAAAAGGCAGCGGGGAGCAACUGGUGCCGGAGUGAGCGGAACCUGCCCCCUGGUUAUCCCAGUGAGAGCCCCAGUCCCCAGGACACUCAGUCGUCCUGCUCCUGGAUUCCAGAACCCCGCACUCCCAGCAUGGAAUACAACACCACCAAACCACAGCUUUCAUCCCGGGCUAACGCCUUCUCCAUCGCGGCGCUCAUGUCAACUGGAAACUCCAAAGACAAGGGACUUCAGGAGAACACCAUCAAACCCCUGGAACAGUUUGUGGAGAAGUCCUCCUGUUCUCAGCCGCUGGGUGAUCUGGGCGGCCUGGAGCUUGGAGAUUACAGCAGCGGUGCAUCUCCGGCGUGUACCGAACCCCUGAUACCCACCACCCCCGGCGUCCCCAGCGCCGAAAUGGCCAAGAUCACCUGUAACCUGGAAACCAAAGAUCUGUGGGACAAGUUCCACGAGCUGGGCACCGAGAUGAUCAUCACAAAAUCCGGCAGGAGAAUGUUCCCAACUAUUCGUGUCUCGCUGUCUGGAGUGGAUUCCGAGGCCAAGUAUAUCGUGUUGAUGGACAUCGUGGCGGUGGACAAUAAGCGUUAUCGCUACGCCUAUCAUCGAUCCUCUUGGCUGGUGGCGGGCAAAGCCGACCCGCCGCUCCCAGCAAGGCUGUAUGUACACCCUGACUGUCCGUUCACGGGGGAGCAGCUAGCGAAACAGAUGGUCUCCUUCGAGAAGGUGAAACUCACCAACAACGAGUUGGAUCAACACGGCCACAUAAUUCUGAACUCCAUGCAUAAGUACCAGCCCCGGGUUCACAUUAUCAGGAAGAAAGACCACACCGCUUCUCUGGUCAACCUCAAAUCUGAGGAAUUCCGCACCUUCAUCUUCCCGGAGACUGUUUUCACUGCAGUGACCGCCUACCAGAAUCAACUGAUCACCAAACUAAAAAUCGAUAGUAAUCCUUUCGCCAAAGGAUUCCGAGACUCGUCCCGACUCACCGAUAUGGAGAGGUACUGUCUCCCGCAGGAAAGUGUGGAGAAUCUUAUCCAGAAGCACACUUACGCACGGUCACCGAUCCGGACCUACGGGGGAGAUGAUGAGGCCCUCAGCGAAGAAAGUCAAACAACACAGACCAGAGGUUCCGCCUUCACUGCCUCAGAUAACUUGUCCCUCAGCACCUGGGUUGCCUCUUCCUGCAGUUUCCCGGGGUUUCAACAUCCACAGUCGCUGGCAAUCGCCACCACCACCGCUUCGCUCGCUGCCCCCGUCCCUCACCCCAUCCAGGGUUCUCUGCCACAGUACAGCCGCCUCGGGAUGCCCCUGACACCGUCGGCCAUCGCCAGUUCCAUGCAAGGCAGCGGACCCACCUUCCCCACCUUCCACAUGCCCCGCUACCACCACUACUUUCAGCAAGGUCCCUACGCCGCUAUCCAAGGCCUGCGGCACUCGUCGGCUGUGAUGACACACUUUGUGUGAUUGACAUCGGGGCUGCAUUUCACCCAGGGACCUUGACGCUUGUGAAAGCCGCUCAGAGAAUCGGGGUCAUGCUCCACACCAACAGCUGAGCGGCGCAGCAAGCAGCAGCUCCUGCAUGGACAAGAGCAGAAACUACAACCCCCAGAAUGCACCACAGGUUUGCCUCAGCUGAACCACAACUCCCAGAACGCACCGUCGACAGUCAGGUUGCAGCGAAGGCAGCUAAAGCGCCCUCAUGUGCCGGGAGUGCUGGCACUGCAGUGAGCUGCCAGUCGGACUGGGUUACUGGACUGUCUGGGAAAUAGGCAGCGGCUGAGCCAGGCACCUGAAGGACUGUUUUGCACCAGCGACACUGGCCGACCCGUACUGUCAGAGGGUGCACUGCAGCAGACAUACUGAGGACUCUCAGCGGGUCUGGACCUGCAGUCACAUCUCGGAUACAAAUCGCUUGUGAAUUCGACCGUUUGUACAAAUAUGUGUGUGCGUGAAAUAGUGUGCGAGUGUGCAUAUGUGUACCACUGUGUGUGUGUGUGUGUAUCAGUGUGUGAGUGUGCAUGUGCCUGUGUGCUGAUGUUUAUAUGUCUGUGUUAGUCGCUGUGUGCAUGCUUGUGACCACGUGCAAGUGUGCUCACACGACAGGGACAGACACGACGCCACAGGAUCUGUGUCCAGUGCUACCUGUCACGGAGCGAAUGGAAUUGUCUGGAGACAGGUUUCUGUGCCAGAGGGAUCUCAGAUCGAGCACCCUGAACGUGGUUAUAUAUAGGUCAGUCUUGUCCCCAGCCCUCUCAGGCUGCUCCACCCUCACUGAGGGUAGGGGUCGACCCUGGAGCCCCCUCCACCCGUUACCCCCAUCCACAACCAGAUGAGGCAGACUGCAGAGCUUGCAUCCGAUCCCCCGUGAGGUCACUGAGCUCUAUCACCCGCUGCUGGUGAUGUUGAGCAGCGUGGGGUCCAACUGCAGCUUCACUGGGCGGGGACCUCAUCAGCUUCAGGUGGACAGACCUGAGGCUGCUCCCUACCUGCCCUCCUGCACAGCCCAUUGACCCGAGUCUGACAGUGACGGUGGGCGAGGGUGGUGUGUCGGCCGCGAGGUUACCGACUGGGGCGGCGAACACUUCUGAAGGUCCGAAGCGUCUCAUAGUCACUGUGUGCGCGCGUGAGUGCGCGUGUGAGUGCGCGUGUGUGUGCGCGUGUGUGUGUGCGUGUGUGUAAGCGGGUUAUUUGGUUGUGUGUCUCCCAGUAGCAGGUAAAAUAACUCACCAUAUCUUUACAAGUGUCCAUUUAAUGUCGUACCAUUUUGUGAGCAUGUUCACUCAUUUUAAAACAGUUAGUAAUAAAUUCCCAUUCAGUGUUUUCUCCUGUACUAGAUUAUAUUCGAAAGAAAUUGUGGAGUUACAGCUAUGAAGAAUUGUUUUCUAAAAGUGCAAUAUAUUUAUUUCUGCAGGAACUGAUUUCAAUGUAAUAUUUGAAAGUUAAGAUUAAAAUUGAGAGUUUGUAAA